UCAUCGCUUCGACAUGGGGCCAACUUGGCGGAGACAUGCAGACCUAACGGGCGAUGCUCGAUGCUGGUUGUGGCUCAAAGCUUCCGCGAUCGGGCUGCGGUGAACCGUGGCGUAGCCGCCGUCCUCGCACCAACAGCAUCAUGUCGGGAACUCGGUGACGGGCGACAACGGUCACAACUCUCUCGCGGAAGAGGAGUGCCCAGUUCACUACUCGCCCAGUACCCGGGGGCUCACCCAAGGCUCAAGAAACCGGCGCCGGAUGCUGGUAACCUGCCGGUCCUACGCGAAAGCGCAUCAUGACGCAGAGUAACUCGUGAUCACACUCAACAGCUUCGGUUGAUACCGCAAGGACACUGCAGCUGGAACCGAAAGUCGAUGGGUGUACGUCGUCACCUGGCAUCCGGCAACGCCGCUGUGAGUGGACGAUGAAGCGGGCGCUACUGUGGUUACCGUAGUGCGUCAGAGGCAACCGGGGUACGCAUGGAUUGUGCGAGGCGGAGGAUUUGGUGAGCCGGACUGCGGUGCUUGGCCACGACAAUCGGGUGAACGGUGUAGCGGGCCUUCAAGUGUUCAGCGUGCUGGAUUGGACAUGACUUUUCCAGCAGGGGUCGGCGCCCUCUCCGACUCUGGCAUGCGCAGCCUGUGCCCUUCACCCUUCAGCAAUUUCGUCCGGCAAUCUGGAUGUAGCAGUGAGACUCUGUCGUGCGGUUUCUCAAGUGUCCUCACUUGCUUUCCUCAUGUCGCUUACUCUCGGCGAAUUCAUUGGUACCUUAAGUUGGCUGUACUGGUGACGCGCGUCGGGUUGACACACUCUUUGUCUCUAUUUUCACUACAUGCACUUACCAAUUUGAAUCAUUUUGGGGGAUAUGAUCGGCUCACCAAGCAGGCGACUAUUAUUUCGUGGUUGGGUUGUAGUUACUAAAUUGUUAGGUGCUGGCACACGUGUUGCUGGUCGCGUAGUUGAGUUCUGCCCUUCUUACUGGUAUGGGUUGGAUAUAACGUUGUAGCAAGGCCUCGAGUGAUCAUAUUCAACCUGCGUUUGUCGAGUGGAUGGACUUUGUAAGCACAAUGGACGGCACUUUGAUGUUACCUGGCAGUGUGAACGCCACAACCUUCGAUUUCAGCAUUGCUCGGUUCGUGCGUUGUAUUGAUAUGGCCACCGUGGGAUGGAAUUUGGCAACGGGUGUAUAUCAUUGUCUUCUGGUUUACGCACUGAAUAAAUAUGGAUUGGACAUCUGGUUUCGAAUUUGCACUCGGUCGGAGAGCAUGCCAUGGUGGAUGAACCUAUCAGCGGAUCACGGAGGGACAGCGGGCAGUGCGGAUGGUGAGAGAAAGCUGCUGCAGGAUAAGCUAGAAAUUUUGGCCGAGAAAGACUGGGGCAGUGACGUAGCAUCGGCUUAUACUCAAAAUGUAGGGGUUGGCAAUACAGUUGUAGCUCCGGCUCCGGCCAUAGCUACGGGCCGAGAAGUUCGAGAUUUUGGAUUUAAGGGAAAAGAACGUGAAGUUGAGGUUGACAGUAGUAGCCCUAAACCCAAGGCUAUCUGUCACUCCAUAUCAUGCAGCCUGGUCCUAACAUUUCAAUGUGUGCUGUCGGAUCAUCAAAUCCAAUGCUGGGUCGAGACCAUGCGUAAGUACUUUGGUUCGACUCCGAGAGUAGAGAGAUUCGAGCAGUCUACUGUCUUUCAGACUCUUUCUUGGACGCACGAAGAAUUGUUGCAUGAUGCUGCAUCUUUGGUGCAGCAGGCUUAUGUGGAUGAUCUUCAAUGUACGUUGCAAGUGGGUACUUGGUGCGUUUUGCUUUGUCAGACAGGAGAGAAAGCGAAGCUGGUGAAGCUACAGGGACUUCAAGUACCAGUUAUUACAAGCGCUUGCCACUUCUCAGCCGUUGAUUUGCUCGUAAUCAAGGGAUACAACCUAGAUGGAGCUGAUCUCAUCGGGCAAAUUGAGGAUCAGAGCUUGAGGUUGUUGUCAAAAUCAAAAGCAUCAAGGGACAUGGAAGAAUUGGAAACCCUGUCUGUACAAUGUAAGGAGGAUACUGUUCACCAAGACUUGCACGUUUACGCCUCCAAGUUAAUUGUUGUCGAUGGUUCUUUAGUAUCUGUUCAAUGCGAACCUGCAAUAAUCGUUCCCGGGGAUGACGACAGUCUCUCAACUGAGUUCACAGCUUGGAUCAUGGUGGCGCUUAUUAUGGCAGUGCCUGUGACUCAAAUUGCAUUAUCAUUGCUGUAUUCUUCUUUUGGGUCUGCUCUGGCGAUCGUGGUAGGACAAGCCCUUGGUUGGAUGCUGGCUUGGUCGACGCUGCAAUUGCUUGCAGCCAGGAAAAUAAGUAUGCAAGGCAAGGUACUCCAACCAUUGGAGUUGAAGAAUAUCUUCGUGGACCCUAUGAACGUUAGAAGAGGAGGCUUGGUGUUAGUAUUCGCACUUAUGAGUUUGUUUUCGCAUUGGAUAUGGACACACAUGGGUACAUUUCAAAAGAAAUGGCUGCUCAUAGGGACAACGACAACCAUGCUAGUUGUUGCAAUCUUCAAGCUCCUAUCCAAAUUGAGGAAAAAGAAACAUGACGGGAUAAUUAGCCAUAACCGACACUGGAUGAACUUGAUGAACACAGCCAUCACAUAUGGUGAGUGGUCUUACGCAGCUGGUAUGCUCCAUUCUGACAAAGGUCUCGAUGAAGCACAGCACUAUGACGAAGCAUAUGUCCAGGGAAAGCUGAGAGAGCUCCAGUUGCGGCGCUCGGAAGGAACGAUUGAAGAAAUUCUCUUCUCCUUGCGCGCUGACCUCUUUCGACACCUUGGGAAUAUGUGUAAUCCCCACUUGCAUAGGUACAGACGUGAGGUUCCGGCGGCCAUUCGGGACUAUAUUAAAGAAGUCGGCAACCACCUUCAAGCAGUGUACGAAAUGGACGUGGAAGAAUUUAGUCUGGAAGAGAAGCUGACCUUCAUGACUGAAACACGACAAAGACUUGGAAGGACAGCUCUCGUAUUUAGCGGUCAUGUUGCGCUCGGGACAUUUCACUCGUCAGUAUUUCGCACACUGGUGGAACAUCAGCUGCUACCCAGCGUAGUUGUAGGCUCAAACUUGGGGGCGAUUGUGGCUUCCAUUGCGACCACAAGGACUUCAUCAGAGCUUCAACACUUUUUUGAUGAUCCUUCGGUACCUAUGGACUUUUAUGAGAAACUAAGCACAGUUUAUGUGGCAGCAUACCGGCUGCGAACUCACGACGCCAAGCCAUACGAAAUUGAGAAGCUUCAGGACAGCAUGCAGGAAUUGUUAGGAGAUCUUACCUUCGAGGAGGCAUUCGAUUUGUCGGGUCGCAUACUAGGAAUUUCGCUUCCUGCUUGUCCAAUAAGCCACCUACCUGCACAAUUUCUGAAUUAUUUAGCGUCGCCGCAUGUUGUUAUCUGGAGCGCAGUCGCGGUAUCCUGUGUGCCACCUACUGGCCUUCUUCACCGUCCCGAGCUCAUGAUCAAGGAUCGUUUCGAUAGAAUUGUACCAUACAUUCCACCAACAAAAGUGACCUCAUUGGAAGCAAGGAACGAAACAAGUUUAGAAACCCAGAUUGCCUUUCAACAAGUCCGAGAACUUUUCAACGUCAACCAUUUCAUCGUCAGUCAGGCGAGUCCUUAUAUCGCUCCAUGGUUGCAUUUCAAAGAGACAACAGAGGAGCGCUCACCUCUCAUAUCCAAGUUAGUGAACAUGAUGGAGAUGGAGGUGAGGCACCGAUGUGCUCAAGUGCUAGAUAUGGGGAUCAGGCUGCGAGGCUUGACAAGCGUCUGCGCUCAGAUGUGGGAAGGCGAUAUCAACAUCGUCUUACCGAUCACAUUUUCACAGGUCAUCUCCAUGUCCAGCAUCCAGAAUGACGACCCUUCACCGGAUGAUCUUCGGAAGGCCGCGAUGGCAGGGCGUCGAUGCACAUGGGCCAAGCUGUCUGCCAUCCAGGCAAGCUGUAGCAUAGAGUUCAAGCUGGACGAAUACAUCAACGAGCUACAGCGUCGGGAGCGCCACGCUUUACAUCUGGAAGAGGAUUACCGUCUCCUCAAUGACCUAGCUUCUCCCAGGGGCACUCGGCAAUCAGAGGUAGACAUCGGCUCGUCAAGGCCGAAUCUCUCCACGACCCAGUCAUCACAGGGAGACGCCGACCCAUGUGCCAACGGCGAGUUUCCUCUAGAUCUUCAUCAAAUUCCAGGAUACGGUACACCAAGCGAGGCAGGAACUGAGGAUUACCUCCUUGAUCACCUCUGCUCUUGUACAAGAAACAAUCCUGAGUCUCUGACCCACAGAUGUGAUGCUGCCCCCGUCGUCACUGACGAACGAAUCCACGUCAUUGAAGGAGGCAGUGACACGGUUGAGAACCAUGAACCCGCAUCGCUAGUCGGCGUGACGACAUGGCCAGCAGACGAAGCAACGCCUGGGGAUUCGAGCUCCCAAGGUGGGGAGAGGCAGGAUGGUUUCAGCAAAGGGGAGCCCGAAAGCAUCUGCAAGCAACUGGAGCUGCAAAACCGAUACCCCCAGCAGCUGGAAUGGGACAUCGGCCAUGACGACGUCGGCCGACAACACAGCUAUGGCUCGCCCACGACAGUGUUGGAAGGCCCUCGAAGUGGGCGGAGAAUCCAAGUCAGGAGGUUCUCGGAGCAGCGCGUCCCCUUGCACCCGGGCUGCCAGCUCGAGCGCUAUUUCAAGGAGAUGGCGGCCAGUUUGAGUGACGACGAUGAGCGCAGCGUCGCACUCUAGAUCAUGAAAAAUAUUCCUCUGAAACCCUAAUUCCACCCCCCAAAAACCCACCAAAACCAUGAUUCAUUUCCUGACACUGUAGGCAUUUGUUUUAGGAGUCCUUGUGUGGAGUGUGUGAAUUUAUUUUAAAAUAUAUUCGAGCUGUUUGCAGUCCUCUUA
Molecule: messenger RNA, 4890 nt
Organism: Physcomitrium patens
Lineage: Eukaryota; Viridiplantae; Streptophyta; Bryopsida; Funariales; Funariaceae
Product: triacylglycerol lipase SDP1L
Biological process (GO): lipid metabolic process
Molecular function (GO): triacylglycerol lipase activity
Source: RefSeq, a predicted model, not a curated record